GCGGAUCUUAUCCUAGUUUGUUAUAUAACUUGAACUAUAUCUUUUGACUUUGAAAAAAUGGUAAGAGGAUUUCUAGAAUUCGACUUUUUAAUUCUGCUGAUGAUAAUGACAGCUAACAUGUUAUCUCCAGAUCAGUAUCAAUACAAAGACAAUAGUCUGUCUCCUACAAAUCAAUACGUUAAUAUGAUGUCUACUGUACGUAACGUAAACAUGGUACUAUGCCACUAGGUUGGUAUACAAAAACUACUAAAAAGAAAUACUAUAAAAAGAUGUAGAAGUUCCUUUGCUGAUGGAAUUAUAGUUACGAACACUCUCUAGUACACUGUACAAUGUACACUGGUAUCUUUCUGACGUACUAUGAUUUUGUCAAAGUGGUUGUAUUUUUGGUUUUGUCUGCGUAACCAAGCAAUUGUCGUCCACCAAUUAAAAUAGAACCGGCCAACCUGCUCAGAAUUUUAAGAAGCCUUUCAUUUUUUGUUGACUUGCUUGUAACGCUAUAAACUCUGCAUCGUUUCUAAUUAAGAAGCGAGACACAGUCAGUCACUAAGCCUCUUGAUAGUGUUUCGGGUUUUGGAGGCGCCAUGGAGACUCCACAUGCGAAGGAGCUGCUGAAGAAGAUGCAAAAGCUAGAGGAAAGUCAGGAACAUCUUAAGCAAGAGAUGUCAAGACUCAAGGUAUCCACAGAGCUUAAACAGCGAUCACCUUCCGCGUCGGCGAGGAGAAACAUAGGAGCUCCAUCGUGGAGGGAGAGCAGUGCCACCUCGUUUCGCCACGCUUCACCGUUGCAUGAUGCUAUAAAUUUGAAAGUUGGAGUCUGUGGAGGAGCGGGACCAUCGGCCCUGAAGUUCACAAACAAACAAUACUUGAAUAUACUUCAGUCGAUAUCACAAUCUGUCCAUGUCUUGGAUCUAAAACUGCGAAUCAUCUUUUGGAAUGCAAUGUCGGAAAAGCAAUUUGGUUACACCGCUAAAGAAGUAGUUGGUCAAGACCCAAUUAAUGUAAUGGUAGAAGAUCGAGAUGCUGCCUUUGCCAUGAAUGUUGCUCAACGUUGUGUCAGAGGAGAGAGCUGGACCGGUGAGUUUCCUGUCAAGAGCAAAUCAGGGAAGAUAUUUUCAGCUGUGACUACGUGUUCCCCGUUCUAUGAUGAUGACGGUUCAUUGGUUGGGAUCAUUUCCAUCACAAGUGACAUAGCACCGUAUCUGCACUCAAGAAUCUCUUUGUCUAAAUCAAAACAAGGUGAAACGAUCUCUAGCCCUGCAAGGAAUAGUUUUGCCUCCAAACUUGGCAUUAACUCUCAUCAGCCUAUACAAGCUGCUCUGGCAUCAAAAAUAUCAGAUUUGGCAUCCAAGGUGAGUAACAAGGUCAGGUCGAAAAUGCGAGGAGGUGAGAGUAGUGCCACACUCUCUGAGGGUGGCACUUGGGAUAGUCAUCAUCCAGAUCAUAAUGUCUUCGGUGUUACUCUCUCUGACCACAGGGACGAUGCAGCACCAAGUGGUGCUAGCUCACCUAGAGGGGAUUUUAUCCAGUCUCCUUUUGGUGUAUUCACGUGUAAAGAUUGUACUGAUGGAAAGACUGCAAUCCAUAAGAUUCGCCCCUCAAAAUCUGAAGAAUGUUUGGUAAAUAAAGGUUUUUCAUGGCCAUGGAAAGGUAAUGAGCAGGAAGGUUCAAAAGGAAGGCCAGCUCAUUAUGUAAGGUCUUGGGUACAUAAUGAUCAAGAGAAAGAUAAGUCUCACCAGACUAAUCCCUUUUCUGGUGCUACAUCUAAAAGUAAUAAGCCUACCAUUGACGAGAGUGGUAGUUUUUGGUCUUCCUCUAUGAAUGCAUACAGCACAAGCAGCGAUAUUAGUUGCGGAAGUACUAGUAGCAGUGUGAGGAGCAAAGUUAAUAGUGAUAGUGAUUGCUUGGAAUAUGAAAUUUUAUGGGAUGAUUUGAAAAUUAAAGAACAAAUUGGAAAAGGUUCAUGUGGAACUGUUUAUCAUGGUCUCUGGUUUGGAUCUGAUGUAGCUGUAAAAAUGUUCUCCAAACAAGAAUAUUCAGAAGAGGUCAUGCAAUCUUUUAGGCAAGCGGUAUCGUUGAUGAAAAGACUUAGACAUCCUAAUGUCCUGCUGUUUAUGGGAGCUGUGACUUCACCUCAGCGUCUCUGUAUAGUGUCUGAGUUCCUUCCACGUGGAAGUCUCUUUCGUCUACUACAGAGGGGCACAUCCCAACUGGAUUGGAGGCGGCGUAUUCGUAUGGCAUUGGACAUUGCUUGCGGUAUGAAUUAUCUUCACAGUUGUAGUCCACCUAUCAUCCAUCGUGAUCUGAAGUCGUCAAAUCUUCUGGUAGAUAGGAACUGCACCGUUAAGGUAGCUGACUUUGGUCUUUCACGUAUCAAGCAUGAGACAUACCUAGCCACCAAGUCCGGAAGAGGAACGCCUCAAUGGAUGGCACCAGAAGUUCUUCGAAAUGAGUCUGCUAAUGAGAAGUCUGAUAUCUACAGCUUUGGGGUAGUACUCUGGGAGCUAGCCACUGGGAAGAUCCCAUGGGAAACUCUCAACUCGAUGCAGGUGAUUGGAGCUGUGGGGUUCAUGAACCAGAGGCUGGAAAUUCCAAAGGACAUUGAUCCUCUUUGGAUCUCAUUAAUGGAGAGCUGUUGGCACAGACCACGGCCUAUAGGAACCGAUACAACGCUGAGACCUACAUUCCAAGUACUGAUGGAGAGACUAAGAGAUCUGCAAAGGAAGUAUACAAUACAGUUCCAAGCUACUUGUGCCGUCUUUACCUGACAACGAUAUAGUUGC
This is a messenger RNA of Brassica napus (rape), 2780 nucleotides long. RefSeq lists its product as uncharacterized. The transcript is spliced from 13 exons. Gene Ontology annotation, biological process: protein phosphorylation; regulation of DNA-templated transcription. NCBI's taxonomy places the organism in Eukaryota, Viridiplantae, Streptophyta, Magnoliopsida, Brassicales, Brassicaceae. The coding region runs from base 582 to 2765 and encodes 727 amino acids. Gene Ontology annotation, molecular function: ATP binding; protein kinase activity. The record is from RefSeq and is a predicted model, not a curated record.